Pieris rapae (cabbage white) is the source of this 501-nucleotide messenger RNA. It is a transcript of the gene Atox1, whose product is annotated as copper transport protein ATOX1. The transcript has 2 exons. NCBI's taxonomy places the organism in Eukaryota, Metazoa, Arthropoda, Insecta, Lepidoptera, Pieridae. Bases 194 to 412 code for a protein of 72 amino acids. Gene Ontology annotation, molecular function: metal ion binding; copper chaperone activity. Gene Ontology annotation, cellular component: cytosol. The record is from RefSeq and is a predicted model, not a curated record. Gene Ontology annotation, biological process: copper ion transport.
AUACCAUAUAGGAAACUUAUUUAAAUGAAGGUUAAGUCUAAUUCUGUUAUUAUUACUAACCUAUAAUCUAAUAUUAAUACGGAGUCAACAGACCGAGAAGUUGAUAAAUUGAUAAGCAGAUAGUGUACACAUCAUUGUGUUAAGCGCUAGUUUAAUAUAGAAAGUCUUGAAACAUUCGUGGCAGAAAUCAACAAUGUCUUCGAUUCACACUUUCAAUGUUGAAAUGACCUGUGAAGGUUGCUCUGGAGCUGUGGAAAGGGUUUUGAACAGGCUGAAAGGCCAGGGUGUUGAAGAAGUGUCUAUAAGUUUACCAGAACAAAAGGUCUCUGUUACUUCUAGUCUAAGUUCUGACCAGUUACUUGAAGUAAUAAAGAAAACUGGGAAAAAAACAACUUAUGUUGGAAAGCAAUAGAUAACAAAAAAAUAUGUAAAAAACAGGUUCACCAGUCAAUAUUUAAUUUAAAUGUUAAGUUUUUUGUUAAAAUAGAUCAUUUGACUUUG